AUGUCAAAUGUGCAUCAUCUGUUGGUACCGAAAAGAGAAAGAACCAGAAAAUCUCUGAUGGCUCAUAGAAGAUUAACUCAGAUACACCCAACUGUUCCUGCUGAAUUUCGAGAAAAAAUAUCAAAAAAUAAAAUCAACCCAGAAAACUCAAAAAUUGAACAGUCAACUUUUUCAGGGUGAGGAAUUAUUAUCAUUUUUUUUCUGCAAAAAAAAAUUAAACUUAAUUUAAUUACAAUUUUAUGCUUAAAAUGGACUAUCUAUUUCCAUAAUAAUUAAUCAGUUUUUUUGGGAAAACAAUUACUAAAGUAUUAAAAUAAAUAACCUUUUUUAGAGCAUUCUUUUGUUUUUCGUUCUAAAUAUCAAGAUGUAUGAAAGCGAGCACGAUCAAGGCUUCUCGCUGUCUUGCUUCUUAAAAAGAACAUAAAAACACUCCACACUGAAGAAUACUCUCCACCAGAAAACUUCGAAUUUAAGCGUUCUGUAAGCUCACUACGAUUUGUGGAAGCCUUAAACGAAAAUCUCGAAAAAACCAGAGAGCCAGUUCCAUGCGGAAUUAUCCACCCUGACCAUAAAUUUAGAACUUAUUGAGAUCUCGCAAUGCUUUUUGUCUUAUUAUAUACAGCUACAAUAAUGCCGUUCAGUAUGGCUUUUGUAGACUCCACCUUAUGAGAUAUAGCUUAUACUCCUAUAUAGAUUUCUUUAUCGAGCAAGAUGUAAUAGACUCUUAAACGAGCAAAACAGACUCUUUCAAAGAGAUGAGUUCAAUCUCUAUAUCAGGAAGUGUUAAAAAGAACGCGCCAUAAUUUAAAAUUUAAGAAACCAAUUAGACUUGGAUUGAUUAAUAACUAAAAACUUAUUUUAAAACGUCUUAUAAAUUAAUGAUAAUAAUAAAUACAAAUAAUAAAUAAUACAUAUAAAUUAUAUGAAUAAAACUAAUCUAUGAUCUUUGCAUAUUUAAUUAGCAAUUUUAAAUGUAAUUAAAAAUUAAAUUUUUAUAAUAGUAUAAUGACUCAUGAAUUUAUUAUGGACAUAUGCAAUUUUCAUUAAACAAGUUUAUAUGGAAUUGAAAAUCCAAAACUUUUCGUUAAAGUUGCAAUUUUGCGAAAGGAUAGAAUUUUAAAUAGAUUACUAAUUUGCUAUGAUCAAUUGAAGUCCAAAAGCCAAAGUUUGUAUCAAGCGCUUGUUGUUGUUUGCAAAGUUCUUAAUGACUCAUUAUAUGGUCUGCAGCAAAUUUGAAUGAAUUAAAUUUAAUUAUCGAUCGGGUUACUAUUUUAUGGCAGAAGAAAUUGUUAAAUAAACAAUAAUAUUUUUUAUAUUUAUUAUCUCCACUCUCAUUGGUAUCUUAAAUUUUUAAAUUAUUUUUAUAAAGCCAUUUUAAAUUAUGGCGCAUUCACAUGUCAACUUUUUUACAGUUGCCACCAUUUUUUGACAUGUCACUUUUUAACACUUCCUGAUAUAGAGAUUGAACUCAUCUCUUUGAAAGAGUCUUAUUCGCUCGUUCAAGAGUCCAUUACAUCUUGCUCGAUAAAGAAAUCUAUAUAGGGGUAUGAGCUAUAUACCUGAUUUCUAAUGGAUUUAAUAGUGAAUAUGUUUUUUAUUGUAGAUUUAGUCGUCAAUUUAAUGUGUGCUUACAUUACACCUGAAGGAAAAUUAGUUACUAGCCGAUGAAGGAUUUUUUUAAAAUAUCUAAAAUCAUGGCUUAUAAUAGAUUUAGUCUCAUCAAUCCCAUAUAGCUUGCUACCAGGUUCAAAUACAGACUCGUCUGGGUCCUAUAAUAGCAGCAUGUCACUAUUAAAAUUACCAAGACUUUAUAGGCUGUUCCGUAUAUCAAGAGUUAUUAAACUGUUAAAAAAAUAUAAAAACAGCGAAUUUAUGGAGAAAUUGCAAGAUUUUUUUGAUUUAAAACAAAACAGGUUAAGAUUGAUAACAACAGCUCUUACAGUGGCGCUUUGUGUGCAUAUUGCCACGUGUAUGUGGUACUUUUCUGCAAAACUUGAAGGGUUUUAUUAUGAUACCUGGGUAUUUAGAAAUGGAUUAAUGAAUGAAGAUACUGGAACUUUGUAUUUGACAUCUUUGUAUUGAGCAAUAACAACUUUGUCUACAGUAGGAUAUGGGGAUAUACAUGCCCAAACGAUAACAGAAAAGAUGUGUGCAAUUAUUUGGAUGAUUUUUACCGUUUAUGUUUUUUCUUUUGUUAUUGGUAGCUUACUUCCGAUUAAAAAUUUAAAGACAGCCAGCUUAUUUUAGUAAUUUAAUUGCGAUAAUAAAUUUUCCUUUAUAAAUUUUUAAAUCAAUAAAAAAUAUAUAACAAAAAACAAACAAAAGAUAUAAACAAUAAGAAAUAAGCAAUAAAUAAUAAAUGAUAAUUCAAUAAUAAAUAAAAGAAAAUCGAUAAAAAAAAACUAACAAAAACACAUAAGAACGAAUUAGGGAAUAUGCUUUCAACUGUUGAUUCUAAAGAAAAUGUGCUUAUAAACAAACUCGCUGUAAUUGAUGAAUUCGCUAAAGAAGCAAGCUUAGAAAAAGACUUAAAGCAUCGAUUAAGAAUAGCACUACGCUACUCAACUGAAAAAACUGGUUUUUCAUGAGCAGACAAACAAAAUAUCUUCAACGAGCUCCCAAAGAAUUUCCGGUAUGAAGUUGCAAUGGCCAUGCAUCGAGGCGCAGCCAAAGAUUUGACCUUUUUCGCAGAUAAAGACCAGGUCGUGGUAGCUUCAAUUGUGCCAUUUUUGCAGCCUGUUUUUGCAGCAGGUACUGAGCUUGUAUAUGAUAAAGGUGAAUUUGCAGAUGAAAUUUAUUUUGUGGUAAAAGGAAACGUCAGCUAUGUUUUUGGAAAAGAUAAUAACCUUUUUUUCUAUAAAUUUUACCUAUAAUAAUGUAAAUACAAUAAAAAUAGACUAUUUAAAGCGAAAAGAAUAAAUUAAUCCGAUCCACACAGCGAGGGGGCUAUUUCGGAGACAUUGAAGUAGUCUCACGAAUCUUAAUCUUAAUAUUAUCUAUAACGCUUAACGUCCACUACGGGGUAGCCAACUCCAGAGCUGCCCACCAUAUUUAUCCACGUGUCGGGGCCCAGAAAUCGCUGGAUCGAUCCCUUUUGAUCGCCAAGGCACGGGUAAAUAAGGCAUUCCGGCUUCGCUGCCGCCACGGCUUUGUUUCGACUCAGCUUCUGCGCGUGUUCCAUCUCCCUUGGGAUGUGCUGAGGGGUAAAAACUCCAGAUCUUGAGCGCACUGAGGAGCAGUUCCUCUGGUUAUCUCCAAAGUUAAACCGCUGUUGCUGUGCAGAAGUUCUUGAGGUGAAAACCCAACCCUAUAAAUAAAAUUGCUUGAGUGAGAGAAAGUUAGCGGAGCUAACUUCGCUUGAGCGAAAGCCAUUUUAUUUAUAGUAUCUCACGAAUCACUCGAAAAUACGCAGCACUUGCUGUAAGAGACAGUGAGCUACUUAUUAUGGGAAAAGCAUUAAUAAACAUAAUAAUGGACGAAUAUCCUCACAUUUGGGAUGAAAUUGUUCUGGUAGCUGCAGAGAGAGAUAAUGUAAACCAGAAAACAAUUGCAGAAAUCGAGGUCCUUAAUGCAAUGAAAAAUAAAGGGGAUUUGGCCAGCAUUGAUAUGGAAAAAUACAAAAAAGAGGUAGACAGGUUUAUUACGAGAAUGAAAUAUAAAGAUUUAAAAAAGAAAAUUAAUUUGGACCCAAAAAAGCCAAGUUUAGAAGAUGUGACGAUAAAUGAUAUGAACGACAAAAUUGAGUCGAUUUUUAAGACAAUAGAAGCUUUAGAAGUGCAAAUUAAAGAUCUUGGGAAAAAUGCUGCAAUUGCAAAAAGCCCUGGUAGGCCAAAACUGCCACCGAUAUUUAAGAGAGGGUCAAAAUCGCCUAGUGUUAAUAAAGCGGCUUUAAGCAGCACAUUUAGCACAUAUUGUAGCCACUCUUCAGGAGAAGAUCCUAUGACAUCUUUAAUAUAG
This is a messenger RNA of Blepharisma stoltei, 3957 nucleotides long. The record is from the annotation of a GenBank genome assembly. Lineage: Eukaryota; Ciliophora; Heterotrichea; Heterotrichida; Blepharismidae.